Molecule: messenger RNA, 1061 nt
Organism: Guyanagaster necrorhizus
Lineage: Eukaryota; Fungi; Basidiomycota; Agaricomycetes; Agaricales; Physalacriaceae
Exons: 1
Coding region: 52-735 (227 amino acids)
Biological process (GO): regulation of transcription by RNA polymerase II
Cellular component (GO): nucleus
Molecular function (GO): DNA-binding transcription factor activity, RNA polymerase II-specific; RNA polymerase II transcription regulatory region sequence-specific DNA binding; zinc ion binding
Source: RefSeq, a predicted model, not a curated record
AAACUUCUCCUAACGACCACAUAUCAUCCGAUUCGACAUCCAACGUUCACAAUGAACCAACCCAAAUCUACCCCGACCGUAUCUCGCGGCUGGCUCUGCCGGUCUUGUGACAUGCCUUUCGUAUCCAAAUACAGUCUUUUUGAACACAACAAAUCCUCGAAGCAUUAUGUGUGUACAGACGUCAGGUGCAAGGGCAGGGCAUUCUUCUCAGCAAUAGGCUUGAGGGAGCAUCUGAGGCAGGCUGCCGUGCACCGCGAAUACGACCGCGCUCAAUGCCAGAGGUGCAACCGACAAUUCACCUCGACGCAUGGCGUGUUCUUACACCUCGACAUGGGGGGUUGUGGAGCCAUCACCUGGAAGUGGGUGCUUGAACAAGUCAGGCGUCUGGAUAGACGCAAGGUCUUUGUCGAUCCCGAUGUUGACUUUGAGGCAAGUCCUGCACCGUAUAGCGACACUGGUACUUGCUGCACCACGUGUGGCCGUUCCUUCAAGAACACCGUCGCUCUCAACCAGCAUUUGGCGAGUCCCGCACACCAGCCGAAGUUACUCAAGUGUCCCGUGGCUGGGUGCGACUCGCACUUUGCGAUAUUGAGUGGUUUGGCGCAGCAUAUUGAGACAGGGACCAAGUGCCAUGCGAACAGAGAUCGUAAGGCCUUGAGGAAAUGGAAGAACUUUAUUGCUAAGAUGGACCUUGUUACAAAGGUCUCUACACGUUCUUCCAUUUCUCCAGAUUGACUGAAUGUUUGGACGUGAGUGCGAAUAUUCUUCCCAAUCAUUCUGAUUUUCAUGCCUUCUCUGCAUGAUGAUCACUACUACACUGAUAUCCCGCCUCCAUUUCGUAUCCUUCGUUUUUCUAUGUUACCUCACUGUGUUUCUCCAUCUCUUGUCAAAUUUGACUUAUAGCCGUACGAAGUAACUACCCGUGUGGUGUGAACGACCUGUGCAUUCCGUAGCUAAAGACUUUUAUUUCACUACAGCCACCUCCGUGUAUCCCAUUCCUUCACACUGUCAUGUCCCUGGGACGCAGGUACAUAGUGAAUAUUAAUUAUUCAUUCCAGUGA